CAUCGUUUAAAGAAGAAGAAUUCUCCGAAGUAUACGACCAUCGACCCCAUUCGGAAACACAACAGGAGCAGACAAGAACAUCGAACAGCGAUGUACAAUGCAGAAACAUUGGUUCGAAUGACCAGAGCUGAGCUUCGAUCAUCGGCACCAGGGCUGGCCAAAUAAGCGGCCAGACAUUUGUGUUCGGAGCUUCACAUGAAAGACGAGGCGUAGCCCUGUAAACAUCGAAGAUGACGGUGGGCGUGGCAGCCCAAUUUAGAAGGCCAGGUUUGAAAAUUCAAAUGUGGAGCUAGUUUCGGACGCAGUAACAUGGUUCGGCACAGAACACCAUGUCGUGGACAGUGUAGCACCAGAAUGCGGUACAGGAUGGGGGUUGGGGUUGGGGGUGGGGCUGGGGGUGGGGUAACGAGAAGUCGCAGACAGAGUGCAGCGGCAGGCUGGCUACAGGAAGGCGAGGCCGCAGGGGCAGAAACAGGCCCGCCAGCCGGUCGCGCCGGCGGGCAAGCGAUGCAUGGGCCAAGUUUAGCAGGGCCGAGAAACUGGCGGGAGUGUGUCCGGAAGCCGGACGUGCAGAGCCAGCGGUGCCCGCUCCCAUGCCAGCAGCGUGGUUAGCACACGCCUACGUGGUUCGUGUGGAGUCGAGGUGGAGCGAACUCUGUGUGGUAAGGGGCUGGGCGGGCAGGAUGCACGGGCCGAGCGGGGCAGGGGCAGGGGCACCGGUAGCGGUAGGUUUGCCCCCAUGCCAUUCUUAUUCUCGACCGUGACAAAUAUCCUCCGAUCAUCGCGUCCCUCGACUCGGUUCCACGUCGCGCCACCACGAGACCGUGCGCAAAACACUAACGUUCCUCCUGCACGCGCCUACCAGUCUCCCUUCGCUUCCUCGACAAACAUUUCGCUAACUUUUCGCUUCACUCACCCUCACCACCCCCGAACACUAUUGGCCCCGCAACUCUAGACGCCCUCCAAACGACGCCAACAACUCUACCGCGCUCGGGACCCGGGAAAUAGCUCCCUUCGCGAAAUUUUCGCCCAGGCCGGUCUCCCCGCCCGCAGCGAAAAGGUUCCUCCCUCCUAGCGAAUAAUUCCAACCCCCAGACCACCGGC
Marchantia polymorpha subsp. ruderalis is the source of this 1104-nucleotide messenger RNA. The record is from the annotation of a GenBank genome assembly. Lineage: Eukaryota; Viridiplantae; Streptophyta; Marchantiopsida; Marchantiales; Marchantiaceae.